Kwoniella shivajii is the source of this 1515-nucleotide messenger RNA. RefSeq lists its product as uncharacterized. Gene Ontology annotation, cellular component: ERMES complex; SAM complex. The record is from RefSeq and is a predicted model, not a curated record. Gene Ontology annotation, biological process: establishment of mitochondrion localization; phospholipid transport; mitochondrial outer membrane translocase complex assembly. The transcript has 8 exons. Lineage: Eukaryota; Fungi; Basidiomycota; Tremellomycetes; Tremellales; Cryptococcaceae. The coding region runs from base 1 to 1515 and encodes 504 amino acids.
AUGAUAGGCUUCUCCAACUUUAUUCUUCGGAAUUAUUAUAACGCAAUUGGAUGGAAUGAGGACAACCUGUACAGCUCAAUAACGAGAUCUUCGAGUGCUUUACUCGAUUUUCAACUACCCCAAUCAUUAAUAUUGCAACUUGCCAAUGCACCUACCCCUAUCUUCUUCACAUCUUACGCUUUGGACGCACUACCUCAACUCAAUGGAAGUAUACAGUAUAUAACCACUUCGGAGCCCUUAGAAGAGAUUGGCCCAUCGCGCAGUAUCAACUUCAAAGAUGUCGUAGAGCGAUUCAGAGUUUUUCCACCUCCCAAAAGACCUUUGGCUAAAGAUGAAGUCUGGUUAGGAGGCAAAAGGGUCGAAGGUAGAGAUUACCUUCUCUAUUCGCGACUUCAUCUUCCAUCUCUCCAUCUUUCUGGGCUAGCUACAACCCGAUUAACACCUACUCUCCAAGCACAUCUUGCAUUCCUGUCACAACCUGCACCACCAUCAGCCACUCGACCCAUAUCACCUAACACACCUCCUGGACAUUCACGUCAACCUUCCGAACCAUCCGUACCACCCCCACAUCCACCCCCACCUGGAAACAUCCUUCUAUCUCUUCAACAUGACACCGGUCGAUAUUCCGGUGAAUACACUUAUUCAGCUCAAGAUGGUAUGUUCGGGCUGAGAGGUCUAUACAACUUUGGCUGGCAACCUACAGAUCUUAAAUCUUUGAUUAUAAAUGCAGGACCAGCUACGGUGGUCAAGGAGAAAUAUCAAGAUGCGCAAGAAACAGAAGAGAAAAGGAUCGAUGAAGAAGAAAUGAUGGAAGGUGGACUGAAAGGGAGAUUUUCAGCAGGAGGGGAAGUUUACUUUUCUGCUAAGCAAAGAAGUUUCGGAAUCUCGACGGGUCUGAAAUUCACUACCAUCCCUGCAUCGCCUUCAGGUCCGCCUGCAUCACCACCUACAACCCUCACACUCCUCUACAACCCCUUGAUCGGAUUUCUGUCCUCUGCCUAUUCUGCUCAGAUAUCUCCCACCGUGGCUCUAUCUACGAGAUUCGGGGUCAACGUGUAUUCUUACGAAAGUGAUUUAGCUAUUGGGGGCGAAUGGUGGAUAGGACGUAGAAGAGGCAAGAGGGAAUUGACUAAAGAAAUUUCUUCCCCUUCUCCAAUCGUCAAACCUGCUCCAGACGAAGAAGAAAGAAUAGGUGCAAUUGACAGUUGGCGAAAGGCGUCUUUGAGACCUGAUACUGAAACUACUCAAAGUGAAACCAUACGUGAGGGCCCUUUGAACACCACUGAGUUCACGAUAAACUCGACAACGCCAUCAAGGGAUGGAACCAAUGGAACUGAAACUCCAGAUGAUAGAGAUGGAGUUUUGAAAGCCAGAGUAUCGGGCAAUUGGUCGAUAGCACUAUUAUAUGAAGCUAGAAUACGAAAAUGUCUGGUAUCAGUUGGAAUCGUUUCGGAUCUCGCAAGUAGACAGAGACCCAUAAGAAGUGUCGGAUUGGAAGUACAGUAUUUCUCAUAA